AUGGCUGAGAGAAGAAAAGAACAGAAUGUUCAUGACGACCAAAACGCCAUGGCCGUCGUACCUCAUUUACCAAACCUUGUUAUCCACCACAUUCUCGGCUACCUUCCCACAAAACUUGCGAUUCACACGAGCUUUCUUUCGAAGAAUUGGCUAGGCAUAUGGUCUUCGCUCCCCGUAAUAGAUCUCCAAGAAGAAGGCAAUGACGGCGACGAGUUCAACAUGGUUGAAGAUACAAAGUUUACAAACUUCUUGGUAAGGUACUUGGAGCUGCGUGACAAAGACAGUCCUUUAGAAAAACUACGGCUUCACAUGAGAUCUCGCUGCGCAGACAAGACUGUGGUAGAGAGGUUGCUCAGUUUUUCGGCUACUAAAAGUGUCAAAGAGUUGGACAUCUGCUUUAUGAACCUCUACUACUAUUUUCCACAUAACAUUCUUAAUGCAAAAACUAUAACUGCACUAAGUUUGGAGUGUGUCAGUAUAAAAGCCACUGAGGAACGUAUAAGUUUUCCAUCCCUAAAAACAAUUUCCCUCAACAGAGUGGAGUUUGGCAUGAAAAAUACUUUGUUCAUGAGCUUAAUUUCUAGGUCUCCUUCCAUUGAGCAUAUUUCAGUGAACUCAUGUCAUGGCUUGACUGUGCUACCUGAUAAGUUACUUACAUUUACAAGUUCGAGCCUAAAGUCCUUAGAAGUGAGUCGCUGCAAAUACUCCAUUAAAGUAACAGCUGCGAAUCUCGAAUCUUUUACACUCCUCGCUUCUGAACAUGAAGAAAUUGCAGAAGUAACCUUGGAUAGAUGCCGCAACUUGAAACACAUCAACAUCCAUGCUGGAUGCUUGUAUAGUCUUGACUUGCUUGGAUGCCAUGAUAGCAUGAAGGCUACCAUCGAUGUACCAGGCCUAAGUUUUUUAUCUUUCAAUGGCUAUAUGAAGCAUCACAUUAUUGAGAAAACUAGAAACUUAUAUAAAGGGGGUAUAGUUGCAGUUCGGGACAGGAAACCCACCUUUGAGUCAUCAUGGAAACACUUUUCUACUCUCAGCUAUUUUCUUGAAAAAGGUUAUGGUUCUUGCUACGCAUCAAUACGCCUAAUUGUUUAUGAUCCGGAGGCUUGGACGUUUCCAAAAGAUUUCAGGAAGAUUUGCUCUCCACCGCUGCCUCUUCUCACAAAACUUCAGGUCGACAUUGUCAACUAUCCAACAGAGAAAAUAGAUUCUGAAUUCUGGGAUUCCUUGCGUUGGAUGGCACCAAAAGCAAUCUGGAAUCCUGGAUAUUGCCCAAACAAUCUGUGA
This is a messenger RNA of Fragaria vesca subsp. vesca, 1284 nucleotides long. RefSeq names its product F-box/FBD/LRR-repeat protein At2g26030-like. NCBI's taxonomy places the organism in Eukaryota, Viridiplantae, Streptophyta, Magnoliopsida, Rosales, Rosaceae. Bases 1 to 1284 code for a protein of 427 amino acids. The record is from RefSeq and is a predicted model, not a curated record. The transcript has a single exon.